This is a messenger RNA of Colletotrichum phormii, 2520 nucleotides long. RefSeq names its product patatin-like phospholipase. Bases 1 to 2520 code for a protein of 839 amino acids. The transcript is spliced from 2 exons. The record is from RefSeq and is a predicted model, not a curated record. Gene Ontology annotation, biological process: lipid metabolic process. Lineage: Eukaryota; Fungi; Ascomycota; Sordariomycetes; Glomerellales; Glomerellaceae. Gene Ontology annotation, molecular function: triacylglycerol lipase activity.
AUGAACGACGUUUUUCUCAAUUCUGUCCACACAGUGCCUGCGAUCCGGGUCAAAUCCUCCUCCUCCUCUGGCCCCUCGACCUCGACCAAACCCGGCCGCGCUUCUUCCAUCAAGAAGCAACCACCACCGACGCCCUUGAAUGCAGCCUUUGACUCGAUAUCUCGUGCCAUCAAGGGCGCCAAUAAUCUUGUCCUGUCUCUCCGUGAUGGAUUAUCCGAGUUGGAACGGGAAAACAGGAGGAAAAAGGAGGAGCGCAGGCUUGUGCUCUCCAUCCACAUGAAAAAUGCGGAAAGCAGGAAACAAUGGCAGGAUGCUGCAGAAGAGCUCGACAUCCUCGAGGAAAACGACUUGUGGAAACUCGAUCCAUAUUCGGGAGAUUACAACCCAGCCCUGAUCGAGGCGCGACUAAAAGAACUCGACGAUGCGCGAACCAACUGCGAUACUCGUGCCAUGAUGCACCUUGUUCGAACUGCUCUAUGCAGAGACCUCGGCGGUAUGGGGAACGUCGAUCUGUACAGGCACUCCUACGUAGGCACCAAGAGCCUCAUCGAACGAUAUGUCGACUCGGCCAUGCAGACGAUCGAUGCCCUAGUGGAAAAGAGCCAGUUUGCGUUGCCCGAAGGCAUGGGACAGAGAGACAUUCUUGAGAGCGUCCUGUACGCCCGCCAGAGCUUUGGUCGAAGUGCGCUGCUCUUGAGUGGAGGCGGGACUCUGGGUAUGUCCCAUAUUGGCGUCCUGAAGGCACUCUUCGAAGUCAAAUUGCUGCCGCGCAUCAUAUCAGGUGCCUCAGCAGGCUCCAUCGUUUCGGCUGUCAUCUGCACGAGGACCGAUGAAGAAAUUCCUCGGCUCGUGAAGGAAUUUCCGUAUGGCGACCUGGCCGUCUUUGACGCCUCCGAGAACCCCGACGGCGUCUUUGACCACAUGCGGAGGCUACUCACAGAGGGAAGCUGGUCCGAUAUAAAACACUUGACCCGCGUGAUGCGUGGUUUGGUCGGAGAUCUUACCUUUCAGGAGGCGUACAAUCGAACGCGGCGCGUCCUAAACAUUUGUGUCUCAACCGAGUCCAUGUACGAGUUGCCGCGUCUGCUAAACUACAUCACGGCACCCAAUGUCAUGAUCUGGUCUGCUGUAGCUGCAUCAUGCUCCGUACCCCUAGUCUUCAGCGCUGCUCCGCUGCUCGUAAAGGACCCCGAUACCGGCGAGCACAUGCCCUGGAACCCCACGCCACAGAGAUGGAUUGACGGGUCGGUGGACAACGAUUUGCCCAUGACCAGGCUUGCAGAGAUGUUCAACGUAAAUCACUUCAUCGUCUCUCAAGUGAACCCUCACGUCACCCCGUUUCUGGCUCGUGAUGAUCAGCUGGAUCCCGACGAUUUCGCGGCACGUCGGUCUAGUCUGUCACCCAGCAAACAAGAGCUUGAUUGGGUCUACGCCCUGACUGCUCUCGCCAAAGAUGAGGCGUUGCACCGUUUGCAUUUCCUUGCUGAAAUUGGUGUCUUUCCGAAUCUCGUUACUAAGCUUAGGAGCAUUCUCAGCCAGAAGUAUUCGGGCGACAUCAAUAUUCUCCCGGAAGUCAAUGUGCAUGACAUUCCGAAAAUCCUCAGCAAUCCGAGCCCCGAGUUCAUGCUGCGAGCCUGUUUGAUGGGCGAGCGUGCUGCUUGGCCGAAACUGAGCCGGAUCCGCGAUCGUUGUGCCAUCGAGCUCGCGCUGGACAGGGCGGUCCAUCGCUUGCGAGCCCGUGUCGUGUUCUCGGACAGUCAGGUUGACUUGAGAAGGCUCACCACUGGCAUUGCUCUGCCGCCACCUUGGCCUAAAUCAAUUGCUCUUCCAAAGCAGAUGUCCUCGGUAGCUCCUGCUCUCACGCUAGACACCGAAGUCGUGAAGAACCGGCAGCGUAGAUGCUCCGGUAGCAGCGUGCAACUCAUGGCGCACCAUAGACGCCUGAUGGAGAACGUGCUUACAGACGAAGAGACGGAGGAGGAGGAACGUUUAGAGAUGCGGGCGAGGCAUGGCCACGGCAGCUCCUCGCCUGUCAUUGUUCGCAAACCACGUCUCAAGAGGGCGGCAAAGAGCCACUACAAUGUUUCGCUGGUUAGAGGACCGAUGACGAGCCCGAUAAACCCGGCGCAACUCGAGGCCACCGAGUUCGACUUUGGGAAGCCCGUAACACCACCUCUGCACCGCUCACGAAAGUCGGAAUCCUCUCUGUCCCACGUUCGAAAACCGAGUAACCUUGACAUGACACCAGCGAAAGAAUUCGAGCUCACGGCGCCUCCAUCGAGGGGCGAGGCAACGUCGCACACGGAUGAGAUGGAGACAUCAGACCUCCACUCUUCUGACGGUGAUGUAGAGUCGCACACAGAAGACACAAUGUCCGACCCGGAUCCGUAUGAGGGGAACUGGCUGCACGGGCCUGCGAAUGAGCUGGAGACGACGCCCAAGAACAACAAGGAGGUGCUUGAAGUGAGCAGUCGCGAACUGGUUCCCGUGAGCGACUCGUUGGGAGGACUUUGGGAUUGA